Purpureocillium lilacinum is the source of this 1284-nucleotide messenger RNA. RefSeq lists its product as uncharacterized. Gene Ontology annotation, molecular function: metal ion binding. Gene Ontology annotation, cellular component: nucleus. Lineage: Eukaryota; Fungi; Ascomycota; Sordariomycetes; Hypocreales; Ophiocordycipitaceae. The record is from RefSeq and is a predicted model, not a curated record.
AUGUCGGAAGAAGACAAGGAGCUUCUGGCUCGCAUCGGCCAGCUCGCCGGACAAAUCAACCGGCACAAGAAUCAACAAACUGGAUCUGGCCAAGCACAGAGCAUGCACCCGGCACCGACACGGCAUAAUCAAUAUCGACACUCAGCCGCCCCGUACGCUUACUCGCGUGGCGGCUAUAGAGGUGGACGAGGACGGGGCGCACCGGCACCACACCGCCAUCGCACUCUUCAUCUGAACAACUCGCGGCCUGGCACCGAGGCCAGCACCCCCAGCGGCAGCGUCACCCCCGAUGGUUCGACAGCCUGGGUGACGAGAAACGACCGGCACCGCCAGCUCAUCAACGCGAACGUGUACGAGAAAGAAGCACAGAACCGGGUCAAGGCCAUCGAAGAGACGCGCCAGCGCAAGAUGCGAAAUCACCGAUACAAGGAGAAGAUGCGGUUCAACGACUUCAUGCUGCAGCAGGUUUCGUCAUCUGCCGUAUCUAACCCAUCACCCCAGGAUGCCAGAAAUGAGCUUACCAUUGCCGGGCUGCGGUUCCGCGUCAUGGACGGAGGAAAGAAGCUGGCAAGGAUAAAACACGACUCCACCGCCUCGAUCGAAACGCCCAAGACUACCACGAUUGCCGGUGUCGUAUUCCAUCGGACCAAGACAGGCAAUCUCGUCGCCAACCGCGUGGUGCAGGACCAUCGGCGAUCCGGCGGCGUCAAGAAGAUCGACGUGCCGUGCAGGAUCUUCUCUUCGACUGGUUCAUGCCCCAAGGGCCCAUCGUGUCGGUUCAUACACGACCCGCACAAGGUCGCCGUGUGCAAGGACUUUCUCAAGGACGGGAAGUGCGCCAACGGCGAGUCGUGCGACCUCUCCCAUGAGCUGACCCCGGAACGAGUGCCCAACUGCCUGCAUUAUGCCAAGGGCUACUGUGCCAAGCCCGAUUGCGUGUUUACUCACUCCAAAGCAGCUCCCACUGCGCCCGUGUGCGAGGCGUUUGGCUUCUGCGGCUACUGCGACAAGGGAGCCGAGUGCGGCGAGCGGCACGUCUUCGAAUGCCCUGACUUCAGCAACACGGGCGUGUGUAAGAACAAGGGAUGCAAGCUACCGCACCGCGAGAGGGCAAGCGUCCUUCGAGGCAACGCAGCCGGGGCGGACCAAGACAUGGACGACGUGUCUAGCGACGACGGCUCGGUAGACUUGGACGACGUCGAUUCAGACGACGUGGCCGAGUUUAUCGAGGCCGACUCGGACGACUCGGACUAUGAGAACCCCAAGGACUUCCUGCCCAUCUAG